GGACUCUUAAUUUUACAGAGCUUGUUGACCCUGAAAUUUUGUAUCUAAUCGAAUUUUAUGCACCAUGGUGUGGUCACUGUCAAUCUCUUGCACCCGAAUAUGAGAAAGCAGCCACUAUUCUAAAACCCGACAACAUAAAACUUGCAAAAGUUGACUGUACCUCUGAAACCGAAAAAUGUCGUGAAUAUGAUAUUAAAGGUUAUCCAACUUUGAAAGUUUUUAAGGGAGAUAAAAUUACCGAUUAUGGUGGAGGAAGACAAGCUGAUCUAAUCGUUAGUUACAUGAGGAAACAAGCAUUACCGGCUGUAUCUGAUAUUACCGUAGAUACUUUUGAUACCUUUAAAGAUUCUGAAAAUGUUGUUGUUAUUGGUUUCUGGAAUAUUGAUAGUCAAAAAGAGCAUGAUGUUUUUGUUGAAGUUGCUGAAAUAUUACGAAACAGUUAUCUUUUCGGACAAACUGGACAAAAAGAAGCAGCCGAUAAAGCUGGAAUAACUGCUCCUGCAGUAGUUCUUUAUAAUAAACUCGAAAAAAGCAUGGAAUUAUUUAAUGAUACGUACGAAAAAGAAAAACUUGUUAAUUUUAUUAAAGCAUAUUCUGUACCAGUAUUGGGUGAAAUUGGGCCAGAAAAUUAUUCAUCUUAUGUCGAUUCUGGUUUACCUAUUGGAUUCUUAUUUUAUGAAAAUGAGGAACAAUAUAAGCUUCUUAAAUCUUCUGUUGAACCAAUUUUACAAAAAUGCAAAGGUCGAAUGACUUUUGGUUAUAUUGAUGCCACUAAGUAUGGCGCUCACGCAGAAAAUAUUAAUCUAAAACAACAAUGGCCAGCUUUUGGUAUUCAAAAACUUGUGGAAAACGAUGAGUUUGAAAAAUAUCCAUUCGAUCAAAGUAAAGAAAUUACUCCCGAAUCUCUUGGGGAAUUCGUAACAUUAUUCGUAGAUGGCAAAAUUUCACCUGCUAUAAAAUCUCAACCCAUCCCAGAGAAAAAUGAUGGACCUGUAUAUACUUUGGUAUCUUAUAACUUUGAGGAAGUUGUUUAUGACAAGUCUAAGGAUGUACUCGUUGAAUUCUAUGCUCCAUGGUGUGGACAUUGCAAGAAGCUCGGUCCCAUUUAUCAUGAAUUAGGAGCACUCUAUAGCGAAUAUAAGGAUAAAAUAUUAAUUGCAAAAAUGGAUUGUUCUGAAAAUGACCUUCCACCCAUAGUUCCUUUCAAAAUUGGAGGAUUCCCCACGAUCAAGUUAUUCAAAGCGGGAGAAAAGGAAAUUGUUGAUUACGCGGAUGACCGUUCAUUAGAGAGUUUCGUAGAAUUUUUGAAACAGAACGCGGUGAAUAAGGUUGAAGUCAAAGUUGAAGUUGAAAGAAAACAACCUAAUGAUAUUGAAUAUGGUCAUAAUGUUGAUUUCAGCGAAUUAAAAACAGCAUCUGAAGUUCUUGAUGAUUAUCUCGAUUCAAUUUACAACCUAAAUUCAGAAGUUGUCGCGGCUCUGGAAGAGUUGCGCCAUUUAGACGAACAAUGUGAAAGGUUACGAAAAAUUUGUAAAGAAUGUCAAGAUAAAAGUUUUGCAUGUAUGGAUUCCGAACAAAAAGAUGAUGGUGAUAAAGAUUCGAGUUAUUGGAGAAAUAUGGCAGAGUCGUGUAGUGCGGAAUCGCUGCAAAAACAUGAUGAAAAAAUUGCUAUCACGGAUAAAUUGUAUAAUUUGCUCACUCGACACUACGAUAGAUUAGAUGAAGAAUUGGCUCGUAAUAAUAUACAUUUAGAUGAAUUUGGCCAUAUGGUUCAAUGUGAUCAUCCAAAGUGUGAGACUGGAUGGUAUCACUGGGAAUGUGUUGGACUUUCACAACAACCAUCAGGUCAAUGGUUGUGCCCAGAUUGCGAAUUCACUCCAUAUCCACAAGUGGUUGAACAUAAUCCUAUAGAUAGUAUUAUGCAACAUGCUUUCGAAAGUUUUGCUAUGUAUUCAUAUCCAGGGCAAGGGAUUGAUGAUUUUACGCUCACCAAUCAUCCAUAUCAUUGGUGA
Molecule: messenger RNA, 2012 nt
Organism: Diversispora eburnea
Lineage: Eukaryota; Fungi; Glomeromycota; Glomeromycetes; Diversisporales; Diversisporaceae
Source: the annotation of a GenBank genome assembly